AUGGAGCCUCGCUUCGGAGGCGCCGCAAGCGGCAUGCGACCACAGCCCCCAGGGUCACCAGUCUCUGGGCCAAGGGGCGCCGCCACAUCCCACCAUCCAUGCAAAUGUGCCCUUUCUGGCCCGCCUGAAUGUCGUUAUUUUCGUGGCAACCCGCCCCGGUGGACACUCAUCAGCUCUGCGCUGGACAGCCAGCAGCACUGCAGUCCGGCGCACACCCGCCCGCUCGCGCCCACCACCGGCUACGCGCACACACCCCCCACCAGCCCGCACCCCCCGGCCCCUUGGCGACGCAUGGACCGCAGCCUGAGCGUGGACGACCUGGUGGGGGGCAUAUGGCGGCUGGGCCAGGCGGGCAUGGGGCGGUCCGAUUCGGAGGCCGCCCUGCAAGAGCUCCUGAAGAGCUUCCCGUCCACCAAUAGCCUGGCGGCGCAGGCAGGAGGCGGCGGCGGCGGUGCGCUGUCGGGCGGCGGCCCCAUGGACGGCGGCCAGGCGGAGGACAGGGUCGUGCAGUCGUCCAACGGCAAGGCGGCGCCGAUGGCGGGGUUCGGGACGGCAGGCGCGAUGUCCGCGGGCUUCCCCGCGACCUCGAUGGACCUGUCCUCGCUGCCCCAGGUGUUGCAGGCCAACGGCCUGCACGCCGCCCUGUCUGCCGUCCCCGGCCUCCAGGGUGCAAACCACCCACUGAUGGCCGCCACGGGGGGCCUGUCGCCGGCGGCGGCCGCGGCUGCUGCGGCCCUGCAGCUGUCGCAGCUGGGCGGUUCCGCAGCGGGGGUGCACGCGCCGAUGGGCGCCAUCGACAGGGAGUCGCUGGAGAAGGCCGAGCAGAGGCGGGCGAGAAGGAUGCUGUCAAACCGUGAGUCAGCAAGAAGAUCGCGUCGAAGGAAGCAGGAACAUCUUUUGACCAUGGAAGAUCAGAUAAACAUUCUUGUCGAAGACAAGCGCAAAUGGACAGAAGAGAAGGAAUCUCUUGAGCGUCGUUGCCAGGUGGCUGAGGAGGAGGGCAGCAAGCUCAGAGAGGAGAAUCAGCGUUUGAGAGAUGAACUCAGAAUUCUCGAUCUAGUGAAAAGCGAUUUGCUGGGUCGCUCCUUUGGCAGCAGUCUGAAGGAUUUUCAAGGAGGUUACAAGGAGCCUGCCGACCAACCUGUGUUUAAGCGAGUGAAGAUGGAAGGGGAGGUGGGCCAGAACGUGCCAAAAAGCGAGCAGGACGAACGCACAACGGGCCAGUGCGAUCAAGAUGCUGUUGAGCAAGGAGGGCCUGAGAAUGAAAAUGAUUUGGGAGGCGAUCAACGGCAUUGA
Ostreobium quekettii is the source of this 1296-nucleotide messenger RNA. The record is from the annotation of a GenBank genome assembly. Lineage: Eukaryota; Viridiplantae; Chlorophyta; Ulvophyceae; Bryopsidales; Ostreobiaceae.